AUGAAGCACGAAGAUGAGGUCAAGGGCCCCAUCGAGAUCGUCGAGGAACGACUCGAUGUCGUCGAGGGCAGACUGAAACGCCAGUUCAAGAGGUACGACGGUAUCAUGGACAGUCACGACAAGGCCUUCGGCAACCUCAACGCCAGAUUCGACAAGCAUAACAAGGCCAUAGAGGACGUCGCCGGAGAGCUCCAGUCCAAGAAGCACGACGUCAUCGCUGCCAUGAUAGACAAGCGGGUCGAGGAGCGCCUCAAGGCCUUAGUCACGGCCAUGCUCGACGAGAGAGAUUGGGCUACGCGCCGUGUCCUGGCCAGCAUGGGAAUGGGACACCCCGACGUGGACCAGAUGGAUGGACCGACGCGGUCAUAUGAAGGUCGCGCCAUAUUCCCGGCUCGGAAACCACUUGCUCUAGAGUGUCCGGUCCAGGAUGCACCGCCCCAGGAAGGCUCCAUCGCUGCCGCUUCCACGGACACGUCGGCCACGUUGGUCGCCACCACUGAUCAGGGACUUCUCCCUGUCAGGGAACAGGUGACAGCGCAGAGCCAAUCCACGGCUGGGACUUUGCCUGCUCCUCUCGACGGGGCGUCCUCUACUUCGUGCGAGCCGCAGCGACGUGCUCCCGUGCAGGAACCUCGGGCAGAGGCAUUUGGGACGGCGGGCUUCGACACCCAACCGACCUCUGCUGUAGAUCCGGCUUCCACCCCGGCUCCGACUCCUGCUCCCGCUUCCGUUCCAGUCAAGACCCCAGACACUACAGGUGCAGCGACGAGCAAGGCCAGCCCUGAUUCCUCGGUCAACGUCACUUCAGUCCCCGACAAGCCGACGAUCACUACGGCCACCACGCCUAGGUCUUUUGAGAACACGACAGCGUCAACAGAGGCGGGGCCAGUCAUCAAGGAUACGCAUAGAAUUCCUAGCCAGCCCUCCUAUAUGGGAGCUGACGCUGCCAGGAAGCCUGCCCACACGAUGUCGGCCGAAAAGCUCCUGCACGGGACAGGGGUGUCGGCGCAGAUCAGGAUGAGACACGAUUCCAUCGUCCAUGACACAGCUCGUCUGGACAAGAGGCUCGUCUCUAAGUCGGGCAGUCGAUCUAGCAGUCAUUGCCAUUCGAUCCACGCCCAGAAACCGUCCGGCAACAAGCCCAGGGUUUCCGGCCAGACGGAGGGCAGGAGGACUGAUUCUCUUCCACCUGGUAGCUCUGCCGGCGCGGCAACAGCCAGCAACAGAAACCAGGUCAGCCUCAACUCCGGCAGCUCCUCCCAGAGGCUGCACACCAGCACAACUGCUCUGCCCGCUCCAGCUACUUUAUCUGCUCCAGCUACUUUGUCUGCUCCAGCUUCUUGUGCCGCCGCACGGCCUACUUCCACUUCAGCCGGUGCCACUUUCUAUCCCAGGAGAACCGCCAAGAGACCCGUUGAUGACGAUUCUGACUUGGAGUACUAUCCUUCCCAGAAGGCGGCGCAGAAGGCUCGGGCCCAGAAGAGGAGCAGGCCGUCUGGCGGGUCGGGAUCCUAA
Messenger RNA from Geosmithia morbida, 1515 nucleotides. RefSeq lists its product as uncharacterized. The record is from RefSeq and is a predicted model, not a curated record. The coding region runs from base 1 to 1515 and encodes 504 amino acids. The transcript has a single exon. NCBI's taxonomy places the organism in Eukaryota, Fungi, Ascomycota, Sordariomycetes, Hypocreales, Bionectriaceae.